Molecule: messenger RNA, 2867 nt
Organism: Temnothorax curvispinosus
Lineage: Eukaryota; Metazoa; Arthropoda; Insecta; Hymenoptera; Formicidae
Product: metalloendopeptidase OMA1, mitochondrial-like
Exons: 8
Coding region: 699-1943 (414 amino acids)
Biological process (GO): protein quality control for misfolded or incompletely synthesized proteins; mitochondrial protein processing
Cellular component (GO): mitochondrial inner membrane
Molecular function (GO): metalloendopeptidase activity
Source: RefSeq, a predicted model, not a curated record
CAGUGCAAGAAGUUCAGCUAAAUAAGAACGAACCUUAUGGUUAAAGGGUUAGACAAACUUGAAUAAACUGAAUAAACUAAAGCGAAUUUUGAUCGAUCUAAUUGAAUGGAAUUAUUUUUCUGUAUCAUAUUUAAUCAAAAAUGAGUUUGGAAUGUUUGGAUUUGAAUCAGGUUUCUACGUGUUCCUAAUCAUUAGAAUAUAAAUAAAUACUGAAGUGGAAAUUAUCAGCUUCCCAUUAUUUUAGUCACGUCUUAAACUUUUAACAAGUACACGCAGUUCACUGGCAAGCCAUAAUCUUGAAACAAUUAUCUUGGAGUAAAAUAAGAGGACUCAGUACAAUGUUAGUUCAACGAGUUGAACAACUAAGGCAAAACUAAGGCAAACUGAAUUAAAUUAGAUCUGACGUUAUUGGACAAUAAACAAGCAUUUACUGGCAGCUUGUAAAAAUUCAUAGCAACCGAUUUGACUGCAUCUGAUAGUGCUAUUUUUCCUCAAAGGAGAUAAUCCAUGCUGAAGUAUUGCACUGGAAUAAUGAGCAGUUAUGACAUUAGUUUCAAACUGUUCUUAUUAAUAGUAUUUGCAGAUUAUAGACAAUCAUAGCUGUCAUUAUAUUCUUACAUGUAGCGUCAUACUCCUUAACAGGCUAUAUUUUUGUUCCCGUUGCGGAUAUAAUUACUGUACCCAAAGCUUUCUUCAAUAUGCUUGCCAUAUCAAGAAGUUUAUGUCAGAAGAAUUUUCAACGGAGAACAACUCAUUUUGUUACUUGCUCUGUGAGAGAUCGCCAUCAUAUCUGGUCGUACAAGAGAUUUCUCGUUCAAGAUAAAGUUGACUGCGGAAAGAUACAAUACUUAAAAUUACAAAAAUGUGAUUUUCGCACAACGCAAAACUUGCACGUUCCACCGUUAGUAGCUAUGCUUCUGCGUCCUAUCUUACGCAUUGGUGCAGUACUGAUGGGGCGCGGUAUGAAGAGAUGGUGGACGCGCAAGUCCGAGAAGGAGAAAGAGGAAUAUAAGCAGUGGUUUAGGGAAAGAAGAAAUAUAUUUCUAGGUUGUUUCGGACUGUAUGGCCUUAUAUUGGCUAUUUACUACGUAACUCAUCUUGAAACCGAUCCAUUGACACAACGUUCGAGAUUUAUAAUCUUUAACCAGGAACAAGAGAAAAAAUUAGGGAAAAUGGUUCUCGAAGCUCAUUUAGAAGCUCACAAACUAGAUUUGGUACCGCACUCUCAUCCGGCUUACAAGAGACUCAUAAGGGUGAUUGAAAGAAUUUUUACAUCUAAUAAAGAUUUGAAGUCGAUGAGAGAUACACAGUGGACUUUAACUGUUAUUAAUACACCAUUGACAAACUCGUACAUCUUGCCGGGUGGCAAUAUCUUUGUAUCCUUGGACAUAUUAAGAAUUAUCGAAAAUGACGAUCAAUUAGGCAUUGUUUUAGCCCAUGAAAUGGCUCAUUCGCUGCUGUUACAUUCUCUUGAGGCACUAUCGGAUCGACUAUUGUGGGACUUUUUAAUAGCAAUACCCAUUUUAUUAGUUUGGGCAAUAUUUCCCGACUUGGCAGCUGCUAUUAUUCAUAUGAUAGGAGAACGAAUUGUGAAUAUUAUAUAUAACCUUCCAUUCAGCAGAGUUUUGGAGAAUGAAGCUGAUGAAGUAGGACUUAAACUGGCUGCAAAAGCUUGUAUUGAUAUUCGUGAAGCUGUUGUAUUUUGGGCUACGAUGAGGACGCUUACAGAAAUGCAUACACUGCCUCCAGAAUUGCCAUGGAUAUCGACGCAUCCUGCUCACGGUGACAGAGAGAAGCGUUUGAAUGAAGCAAUGACAAAAGCAUUAGAAUUGCGAAAGGACUCAGGGUGUUCGACGUUGCCUGCAGCAGACCCAAGAGACAAGUUUUACAAACGAUCGGCAAAAGAACAGGAGAUUUAUUUUAAACAGAGAGGGAUAAUUUAAAACGAGAACUAGAAAACCAGUGAUUUUGCUAUUGUGCCUAGAGAGUUUCGAUUUUUCCUUAAAAGUUAUUAAAAUAAUAUAUGCUAUAAAUAUAAAACGUUAAUUUUUAUGUAAUAACACAAGUACGCGAAUCAGUAUUCCACAUAGCAUCAAGUAAGCUUCAAGCUUUCGUAUAAAAAUAUCUAUCUUUUUAUUAUAAAAUAUGUAUCAAUUUUCGUACACACAGAAGAACGUAUAUAUAAAUUACGUAAUAUAUAAAUUUACAUUUGAAACAAGUCAUUUAUAAUUGAAACAAGCAAAUAUUUUAAUUGCAAAUAAUACAUUAUAGUUUUCAUAAAUAAGACUAUAAUGUGACUAUUGUACAGCUUCUGCUACACGUAUUUUAUAAAAAAUAAUUGUAUAAAAAUAUUUUUGCAAAUGUACCUAGAUAAUCAAGUCUGUUGAAAAAAUUUUGUUAAUUAUUCUGCUAUAAAUUUUGCCGAAUGCCAGCAGUGAUAUAAUAGAAUCUGCUAACAGAAUAUGUGAUAGAAAAGCAGCAUUUUCACAAGUAGCUUUUAAAUGAGAGCAAAGCUAACGAAUAAACGGUCUAAGAGUUUACAUGACUUAACUGCGUCCACACUGAACGUGUACCUAUGCUGUUUUAUUUAUUUUUCUAAGAGAUUUCUUUAAAAAUUAUGUAUAGUUACGAAAUUACAUUCUAUGUGCGCAAAUUUUGGACACCCUGUGUAUUGUAUAUAUUUUGGAUACACAUAGGUGACGCUAAUUUAAGUCUCAUGUAUUAAUAUGAAAUGUAUUGUAAAUAAUAUAUGUUAUUCUGUUGUCGACCUAUUAAAUUUGUUGAUAAACUUAGUUCUUGUGGAAUGUAAGUGCACGCACGGUCAUUUUAAACAAGAAGAUUUAUAUUUGAGAAUAAAGUAUAUUUUU